This is a messenger RNA of Colius striatus (speckled mousebird), 1107 nucleotides long. RefSeq names its product ADP ribosylation factor like GTPase 4C (gene ARL4C). Bases 99 to 677 code for a protein of 192 amino acids. The record is from RefSeq and is a predicted model, not a curated record. Gene Ontology annotation, biological process: endocytic recycling; intracellular protein transport. Gene Ontology annotation, molecular function: GTP binding; GTPase activity. The transcript has a single exon. NCBI's taxonomy places the organism in Eukaryota, Metazoa, Chordata, Aves, Coliiformes, Coliidae. Gene Ontology annotation, cellular component: cytoplasm.
CUCCCCGCGCGCGGCCCGGCUCGCCCCCAGCCGUGCCCCCGCGGGCCGGCGGCGCGGCGAUGGGCGCGGAGCUGUGAGGGCGGCGUCGAGCCGGGGCCAUGGGGAACAUCUCCUCCAACAUCUCUGCCUUCCAGUCCCUGCACAUCGUCAUGCUCGGUCUGGACUCAGCAGGAAAAACCACAGUGCUUUACCGGUUGAAGUUCAACGAGUUCGUCAACACCGUGCCCACCAUCGGUUUCAACACGGAGAAGAUCCGUUUGAGCAACGGGACGGCCAAGGGCAUUAGCUGCCACUUUUGGGAUGUGGGUGGUCAGGAGAAGCUGCGCCCGCUCUGGAAGUCCUACAGCCGCUGCACCGAUGGCAUUAUCUAUGUGGUGGACUCAGUGGACGUGGAUCGGCUGGAGGAGGCCAAAACAGAGCUGCAUAAGGUGACUAAGUUCGCCGAGAACCAGGGCACCCCGCUGCUGGUCAUCGCCAACAAACAAGACCUGCCCAAGUCCUUGCCGGUGGCUGAGAUCGAAAAGCAGCUAGCCCUCCACGAGCUGACCCCUUCCACCACCUACCACAUCCAGCCCGCCUGCGCCAUCAUCGGCGAGGGGCUCACUGAGGGCAUGGACAAGCUCUACGAGAUGAUCCUGAAGCGGAGGAAGUCCCUCAAGCAGAAAAAGAAGCGGUAGAACCCCCGCCGACGCGGGAAGGGAUGGGGAAGCAGACAAAGAAACCCGGGGGGAGAGAGAACCAAAGCAAUCAUUUUAGCUUUCUUUUUUUCCUCCUUUUUUUCCUUUUUUUUUUUUUUCCCCUUCUUUCCACAUAAAAAGACAAUAGUGGUGAUAACAAAGCUGCUCCCGCCAGCCAAGCCCAGCUCCCAGGCGAGAGCGAGGAUCUACCUUCUCCACCGCCCCUUCCUGCGGACCGCCUUCAGGGCUGGGCCCGACCUUCCGGGCCCCGGGCUGGGCUGGGGACGUGCCCACGGGGCCUGACCCCGCUGUCCUUCGAGACCACCGGGCUUUUGCGUACCAGGGACGAACAGGGCAGGAACCUGUUGAAGUGCGUUUGAGAGAAGGCCACCCGGCUUUUUAACGUCCAUUUUGGGAGUGGGGGUGCAGC